UGCUGCAACCGGCCUCCCCCUCCUCCUCCUCCUCCUCCUCCCUCUCCCUGCUUUUUCCUCUUCUUUCCUCCUCCUCCUGCUCCUGCCGCCGCCGCCCAGCUCAGCCUGCAGCCGGAGCCCCCAGCGCAGCCCUUAGCACAGCCCUUAGCGCAGCCAUGGCGCUGUCGAUGCCGGUGAACGGGCUGAAGGAGGAGGACAAAGAGCCCCUCAUCGAGCUCUUCGUCAAGGCUGGCAGUGAUGGUGAAAGCAUAGGAAACUGUCCCUUCUCACAGAGACUCUUCAUGAUUCUUUGGCUGAAAGGAGUGGUGUUUAGUGUUACAACUGUUGACUUGAAAAGGAAACCUGCUGACUUGCAGAAUUUGGCUCCGGGGACCCAUCCGCCUUUUAUAACUUUCAACAGUGAAGUCAAAACUGAUGUGAACAAGAUCGAGGAGUUCCUGGAAGAAGUUCUCUGUCCCCCAAAGUAUUUAAAGCUGUCACCAAAGCACCCGGAAUCCAACACCGCCGGAAUGGACAUCUUUGCCAAGUUUUCUGCAUUCAUCAAGAAUUCAAGGCCGGAGGCGAAUGAAGGUUUGGAGCGGAAUCUUUUGAAAACACUGCAGAAAUUGGACGAGUACCUGAACUCUCCCCUCCCCGACGAAAUCGACGAGAACAGCAUGGAGGACAUCAAGGUCUCCUCCCGUAAGUUCCUGGAUGGCAACGAGAUGACCCUAGCAGACUGCAACCUCCUGCCCAAACUGCACAUUGUCAAGGUGGUGGCCAAAAAAUAUCGCAACUUUGAUAUUCCCAAGGGAAUGACCGGCAUUUGGCGGUACCUAACUAAUGCCUAUAGCCGGGAUGAGUUCACCAACACCUGUCCCGGCGAUAAGGAGGUGGAAAUAGCCUACAGCGACGUGGCCAAAAGACUCACCAAGUAAAGCAGCACUUGGGCGAGAGAGAGAGAUCAUAGAGACCUCCCCUAACAGAAUGCGCUUCUCUUAACAGACUGCUCCUCUUCCUAUAAAAUAGCCGUUUCAUUUUGCAUGACCGUGCAUUUACUCAAGGUUAGGAUCAACGAUAGGCCAGGUACAGUAGCAAACUUAGGAAAAAAGAAAAAUUUCACCUGAAAAGUGUCUUGAGGGUUUCAACCCAAAUCCCAUCGUACCCGGAGGUGUCCGUUUGCCACCGCGAGGAGGAGUUGGCCACCUUGUCCCUCGGGCAAGAGGGAGCAGUUCCGUCAGAGCGGGCCUGUCCACUCUCCCCCCAGGGCCAUCCCAAGUAGGACCAUCUCUUGGCACCGUGUCAGGAAUAUAUAAUGUAUUUUUGAAUUUAUGCUUUUGAGCAAACUGCGUGGGAGGACUAUCUCUCUAUUAUCAACAUCUAGCUGUACCAUUUCAGACUAUUCCGGAUAGGCACCAGAGGACUUGAUCACCUGAGAAGAGAGCCUUUUGCAGAAGUUAUUACAAGUUUUGUGUUUGUGGGUGGUUUGUUUUUUCUUUCUUUUUUCCCUUGGCUUCAAAGCAUUUAUUAUAUCACACCCAGUAUAGAUAACGAAGAGCUCAGUGGGAGAGCCGGUAUUUAAUUCUCAGGACCUUCCUGGGGCAUGAACUGCCCUUCUAUUAUGGUUAAUCUAAGAGGAACGACAUGUCGGUAUCUGAGACACCUCAGCCCACACCGAACUUUGAUGUUUCGGCUCCACGGCCAGAGUAAACCCACUGUCCUCUCUUUGAACCGUUACUGAAUUCUCCUGCUUACUUGGAAUGCAAGGGGCUUCUUUUUAAAGGUGGGAGGUUAGCAGACCAUUUUUCCUUGGGGAAAAUUGGGUGGAUAUAGGGAACACUACAUAUAAUGCAAACUUUUUUGGAUCUGGCUGAAGUAGAGCUACUGAAUGUGGUAAUAGCAAUGCAAAAAUGAACAAUUACAGGAAAUAGCAUAGGUUAAGUUAAUGGUGUAGCAUCAGUUGUCUUUCAAGUUUGGUUUUUUUUAAGCAUGUUUAAUGUAAGUGACCUUUAUGAAGGAAAAGUAUUUGCCUUAACCUACAGAAUGCAUGGUUUUCCUAGAGAAAAAUGGAACUUCCCUAGAAGGGGUUCAGUAUUUGAGUGGAAAGAACUAUUCAUUCAUUCCUUUUUAGGUUAAAUUGGAGUAGUUAAGGCGUGUGUGUGUGUCUGUGUAUAUGUGUGUGUGUCUGGACUACAAUUUUGGGUAAUCUCAAUCAUUGCAUUUCUAUUAAGAGUUUUUGGGUUUUUUUGUUUUGUUAUUUUUUAAGAAAAAAAACCCCACAAUCCCACUGACGACUAGCAUGAUCAUGAUUCUAAAAGUUUGAGUUUUAUUUAUAAACCAGAACUAGUUUUGAUUCUGGUUGGGGAGGAAGAACUUGGAAAAAUAUGUCAAAUAGGAAUUCAAUCUGUGUGGUAAAAUUUAGCUGUUUUAAAAAAGCCAUUAUGAAAACUACUCCAAAGAACGUGAUUAUGAUUAUAGUUAUGGGGUUUUUUGCUUUUUGGGGUUUUUUUUGUAACUCUUUUUCUAUUGAACAGAUUUUAGAAGUGCCAUUCCUCGCAGACUGCAGUUUGGACACUUUUAAGUAUAUUGCAUUUAAUGCAACCAAGCUUGGACCCUUUUCUACACUAAUAUUUGGUAAGCACCGGCUUCAACGGCCUGACUUUUCUAAGCACCCCGCUUCUUUGCAACUUAAUGUAACGAUAAAGUUAGCUUCAUAGAGGAAGAUGAAGAAGAGAAAAGUUCUGUAAUAUGUGUCCCUUUGGCUUGGGGAGUCGCCUCUGUCUUACCUUUCAACCGACCUCUCAUGCAGAUCGGGUGAUGGUCUCGGCCGACAGAUCUUUCAGACUUUAAAAUAUUGCAUGGAGCGUAGAGACUUUUCUGCUUUCAAAGGAAAACCUGUUAGGUUUUUUCCCCCUACCCCACAACGGGGAAAUUGUGUUGAUUCCUUUUUUGCGUCUGCUACAGACAUGCCACAGAUAAUGCUGGUCACAUGGGGCCAAAUAUUGCUCCGCAGCCGCAGAGCUGAGAUAGAAGUAUAUUUCUCGGUGCUUAUAUCCGCAAGUUGGAGGAAAGGGCGGGGAGAAUGGGAAAGCGCCGAAUAAGUGAAAUAAGCGCCGACGAGACCUAGGCUGCGUGGACCUUGGUUCCUUAUCCGUGGUCUCAUCUUGCUAGACCUUUAUUUUCCAUCACUUAUUCAUUUUCCUCAUUCACUUUCCCUCCCUUCACACAUGCCCACGUUUUGAGCCAGGCCAAUUCUUUUCCAAUAUGUCUCUUUCAGAGGUAAAACUGUUUUGUCCGCAGGAGCACAAAUUGUCGUCACGUUCUUGGCCCUCUGUACCACUGGGAUGGGGGAAUACAGCAGCCAAGCCGAGGUUGUGACAGGCAGGUGAAAGUUGGGAAAUGGAAAGUUGUAGCCCCCUUCGGACCUCAUCUGUCUCCUCAUGUCGUCUCUUCUCCGCCAACAGACUCUGCUUUCUGGGGUGUUCAAGCAGUUCCCAGCUGGUCUAGGCCAUGUGGGUAGUGGGACUUUUCACCGCUAAUCACGGAUUAAAUACAGGAUGGGUUAGUAGCACCCUUCUGACUUCAGAAAAACACUGUGGGAUUGACCCUGGAUUAAACGCUCCACCCUAUUGGGGGAGAGUUGGAUUCUAUCACUCAAACCUCAUUGGAGGGGCCAAAGUUUGAGCAAACUCAAGAGAUCAGGUUUCCUUCCAAAUUAUCCCCAGGAAACCCAGAAAGAGGUCCAAGAUGAAGGGAUAUUGGCUAGGAAAGGUUUCUGUGUGCUAACGGAUUUGACCCACUUCAGUUCUGAGCAGCUAGGACAUAGGUCACUUAGACCGGCACUAUAGCCACCUUUCACCGACAUUAAUUCUUGUAAUAAAAUCCAAUCCUGACUUUACAUUUAUUUCAUCUUUAAACCCGAGAAAGAGCUGUGCGCUUCAGAGAUUUCCGAUAUUUGUCACCGGUCCUUGUCCAUGCGAACAGUCUUUUGGGUGGCAGUGUAAAAUUUGUGCUUUUUAGUCCCUUUAUUCCUUCAGUUUCAGGGUGAGAUUUCCCCAGUGGAACAGGUGGUUUGUUUAUUGAUCGUUUUAUUUCUAAAUAUCAGUUUAAAAGAUAGUAUCAGCAGCGCAGAGGUAACAGCAGACACUGAUCAAAAAAGUAUUUUGUUUCAUCCCCAUUUUGAUGCACAUCUCGUGGUUAAAUCAAAAAACGAUCUUUUGUGCCACUCCAAUCAGUAUUUGAACAUAGAGAAGGAUUCUUUUCUGAGGUCUCACGGUAACUCUCUCAUCCCCAAGAAAAGUACCUUUCCCUCCCAUCCAAACUAUCUACCGCUUAUGCUCUUUAGUUUCGUUUCAUCAUGGGGGGAAAAAAAAAAUAUUCCCUCCCUAAGCCAGGACAUUGAACUGAAUUGGAAAACUGACUGUAAAAUUAUUCCAGAAGUCAAAUGAGAAUUUAUUGUAGUAUGCCUAACUUUUUUUUCCUUUUCUCUCUGGAACAUUUUACAAGUAUACCAUGUACUGCUGGCAGCUAUUGUUUAAAAUAAAUAAAAAUUAUAUUUUCACUACCA
Ornithorhynchus anatinus (platypus) is the source of this 4546-nucleotide messenger RNA. RefSeq names its product chloride intracellular channel 4 (gene CLIC4). The coding region runs from base 156 to 917 and encodes 253 amino acids. Lineage: Eukaryota; Metazoa; Chordata; Mammalia; Monotremata; Ornithorhynchidae. The transcript is spliced from 6 exons. The record is from RefSeq and is a predicted model, not a curated record.